AUGUCCAUUGACACGAAAGGUUUCCCUGGAAGCGACAUGUUUCUUAUUUUUGUCACAUGCGUUGUUUCCUUGCUGUUGCUGCUCUCAUUCAUCAAACUCAUUUACUUCUCGCUUUACUGGGGUACGAACGGUUCCUGGAACGAGUUUGGAUCAGCUAACAGCUCGCAAUCUCCGCUACCUGGAAUAACUGACGAAAACAUCCCACGUCUCAGUCGUCACCCAUCUCUAAUCAGACCGGAGUAUGAUGUAGUUGUCAUAGGCUCUGGAUAUGGCGGUGGUGUUGCAGCAUCGCGGAUGGCAAGAGCUGGGAAGAGCGUCUGUUUGCUCGAGCGUGGCACCGAAAUAUGGCCUGGCGAGUUUCCCCACACGCUAAAAGCAGCUUUGCGAACGCAUCACGUCACGGACAGAUCUUUCGGCCAAAAUUGGAGCGUAGGCAACAAAUCUGGCCUCUUCCAAACGACGAAAGGUGAGGGACAAGACGUCUUCUCCGGGUGUGGAUUGGGUGGUACCAGUCUGAUCAAUGCUGGAGUGUUCCUCCGAGCAGAUGAAAGAAUUCUCAGAGGAGGAUCUUGGCCAAUUGAAUUUCGUGAGACAGACGGCAUUUUGAAUCAAUAUUAUGAAAGAGCAGAGUGGAUGCUACAACCGAGUCCAUACCCAGAAGCAAUGCUUAAGCCACGCAAGUUGUCGACUUUUGAGGCUCAAGCCAGCAAUAUCAAUCUCCAUGACUGCUUCUAUAGACCGCCGUUGACCACGAGCUUCGAACACUGUAUCAACCAUGCAGGAGUACGGAUGCGGCAAUCCUUAGGGUCGGGCAACGAAUGCACUGGAGUAAAUGACGGAUCCAAAUUCUCGGUACUUGUGACGUAUCUUGCUGAUGCCUGGAAUUGGGGCACCGAGAUCUUUUGCGGUAUUGAUGUCAAGUAUCUGCGGAGGAACAACACAGAAAAAGGGUAUGUGGUGUUUUAUGAGGUGAUGGAUGCCAGCAAGAAAAAGAAACAUGUGAUGUGGGUUCGCGCAAAAGAACUUGUGUUCCUCGGAGCAGGUGCUUUGGGCACCACUGAGAUUCUACUGCGCUCCCGCACGCACGGGCUCUCGACAUCACCCCUCCUUGGGCAAAGGAUCUCCGGUAAUGGCGAUCUUUUGGCCUUUGCUUACGAUUGCAACCGCAGUAUCAACGGCGUAGGUCGUGAAUCAAUAUCGACUCCGCUCUCAAAACAGUGUGGUCCAACGAUUACUGGUUGCAUCGACCUUAGGUGCCCCACAACGACACCGGAUGCUAAUGAUGGUUUUGUGGUUCAAGAGGGCGUGGUACCAGAAGCACUGGGUUCAGCUAUACAAGCGAUUCUUGAGACUCAGAUGUCUAGUGUCCCGUCUCCGAAGUACAAGACUUCAAGCCAAGCAAUCGCAAGGGCAAAAAGUUGGCUACUCGGUCCGUACUGCGAAGGUGGAAGUGUCAAUCGGACAGCAGUUUAUCUGAUCAUGUCCCAUGACGAGAAUGAGGGAACGCUCGGGAUAAAAGACGACAAGUUUACUUUGCAAUGGUCAGGCAUUGGUGCGGAACAAAGAUGUCGCAAGGUCAAUGAUUUGCUUGCCAGUGCGACGGCUAGUAUUGGUGGAACGCUCAUCAACAUGCCAUGCAUCACGGUUCAUCCUCUAGGAGGUGUUUGUAUGAGCAGCGACAAUACAGGUUAUGGUGGUGUAGUCAACCAGCUAGGCCAACUAUACCAAGGACAGGAUGACGAGGUAUAUAAAGGCAUCAUCUGUGUAGAUGCAUCGAUUAUCCCGACAUCACUCGCUCUUGCAGAGCGUUCUUGCGAUAUUAUCAUACGUGACCGUGAUUGGAAGGCGAAUAAUCGUGACAAUGGGAUCCUUGAUUUUGGCGGAAAGCCUCAUAUAACCUUACCGGCGUCGUCAGAUCUGCAGCUGAGAGCACAGCAAAUACAACAGGUUACUACAACGGCAGGUCUUCGUUUCGAUGAGGUGUUGCAGGGAUUUCUACGGGUUUCGGACGAUGAUCUCGAUUUCGAAACUGCAAGUAAAGUAGCGGAACAAGCGUCAAGCACGGCACAACUGUCCAUCACAGUGAGCCUACAUCGGCUCGACCAGGGCUCUUACAAAGGUUUCGCGACUGGAACACUUUCAUGCGGCGCAUUAUCACAAGAUCCGCUUCUGAUCACCCGUGGGUUGGUGAGGUUCUUUACCGCUGACGCAGGUGUGUCUGAUGCAGUUAAUUUGAUAUACGACCUAGAUCUGCUGAGCACACUUGGUAAAGCAUACUCAUUCCAGGGUUACAAGAGGAUCGACUCUAGCAUUGCAUUCUCGGCAACAAAAACGUGGAUUGCAACUACCACUCUCUACACAACGAUAACUCAGGACAAGGCCAUAGUUGCGAGAGGCAUCUUGCGAGUAACACCUCAAGCGUUGAUCAACGAGCUCCAGACCCUUCGGUGCGACCAUGAUGUCAACAUAGCACAACGUGUCUACACGAAAGUGCGCUUUCUGAGAUUCUUCGCCUCCAACAUAGCAUCCUACGUGCUUAGCCCGUUCCGGCCUCUCCAGUAUCCUACUUCUAGAGCUGAUAAGACUGGUCACUUUAUGAAGGCCAAUUCAUUCGAGACUUGGAUCACAGCUUCUGAUGGAGUACAAUUUCGCAUCAAAAUGUGGGAGCCUCUGCCGGAUGCAGGUCUCAAGAAAACACCCAUAGUCCUGAUUCCGGGCGCGUCGGUCGACGAUCAGAUCUUUUCUCUUCCUACAAUACCCAUGAACACAAUCGACUACUUCACGGUGCGAGGUUACCGCUGCUAUGUCCCAGUUCUCCGCUUUGGCAUCGGCCAUGAAGCGAAGAACGGGUGGACGGUAUUUGAUGCACGACUUGAUGUGAAGGCUGCUUUACAGUAUGUUCGGAAACAAGAGAACGAUAGGAAAGUCUAUGCAAUCGUGCACUGCCUGGGAAGCAUUGCGACGGCGACCGCACUGCUGCAUGGCGACGUGGAAGCGAGCUGGUUUUGCGGGUUGACUUGCAGUCAAGUCUUCACUGAUCUGAUUUACAGCAAAGACAAUAACUUCAAGGCGGGGCACCAAAUUUUAAUCAAGGCGUACAGGGCAAUUGCGGGAAAUUGGUUUCCCUGUCACUCCACCCCAGCAGGUCGAUGGCUCCAAUACCUCCUCGAUCAGAUGUUGCGGUUUUACCCCGUUGGUGCGGCUGGGGAAAUGUGCAACUCAUCAGUUUGCCACCGCUGCGAUGUUCCCUUUGGUCGUUGCUGGAAUCACGACAACCUCAACCAUGAGACGCAUGUUCUUCUGGGCGACUUCUUCGACGGCAUUCACAUGGACUUUCUCACGCAUCUUUCAAAAAUGGGUGUAAUGCCUUCUCAGCAUUUGCGUAGCAAUCUGCCAGAGUUCGUUGAUCUUGUUACUCCAGACAAUGUGCAAAGGCUCGCCGGACUUAGGGUUUGUUUCCUAAGUGGAGGCGACAACGCAGUCUGGCAGCCAGGGGCUACAAAGAGGAGUUUUGACAUGUUGAAAAAGGCAUUCCCAAACAUGAACUACGAGCGAAUUACGUGUAUCCAAGAGUUGAACACCAUGUCAAGUCUUGCGAACUCGGUUCGCCUCGGGCUACGAACACCCUACUGGUAA
Messenger RNA from Dothidotthia symphoricarpi CBS 119687, 3636 nucleotides. RefSeq names its product FAD/NAD(P)-binding domain-containing protein. Bases 1 to 3636 code for a protein of 1211 amino acids. Gene Ontology annotation, molecular function: oxidoreductase activity, acting on CH-OH group of donors; flavin adenine dinucleotide binding. The record is from RefSeq and is a predicted model, not a curated record. The transcript is spliced from 6 exons. NCBI's taxonomy places the organism in Eukaryota, Fungi, Ascomycota, Dothideomycetes, Pleosporales, Dothidotthiaceae.